Messenger RNA from Zymoseptoria tritici IPO323, 1115 nucleotides. RefSeq lists its product as uncharacterized. NCBI's taxonomy places the organism in Eukaryota, Fungi, Ascomycota, Dothideomycetes, Mycosphaerellales, Mycosphaerellaceae. Bases 324 to 1115 code for a protein of 263 amino acids. The transcript has 3 exons. The record is from RefSeq and is a predicted model, not a curated record.
UUCUACCUGCCAACGGCGAGGCGCAACUUUGUACAUAUCCUACAACGUCUUCACACCGCACUUUGGACUUCCUGGACAACGCAUCCAACGAUCCGGCGCAAGAGAGCUCAACUUCCGCUCGUCAGCCUUGUUUCUUCGCUGCAGGUCAAGCUCACUUCCUUGAACGCAGCGCACGAUUCGAUCAUCGGCGCAAGUCUUCGACCUUCCUUAACCGCAAAAUCUUACUCGGUCGAUUGCUGCCUUUCAACGAACAACGACAACGACGAUAACAAUACCGAUCGAUCAACCCUCACUCAUUACAUCCACCCAACACAACCACCACAAUGGGCGUCUCCGGCUUCCUCUUCAUCUCAUGGCGGCUCUUCGAGCUCGUCACUCUCAUACCAAUCGUCGGCAUGCUGGCCUACUUCGUCCACGGCUUCGUCGAGCGCAACCAACUCACGCCAAACUUCAUUCUGGUGCUCUUCAUCGUCUCAGUAUUAGCCCUAGCCUGGGUCUUCUUCACACUGAUCAGCUACCUGCGCGCGCGCCACGAUGCGCUCUUCGUUGCGUUCGUCGAUCUGUGCUUCGUCGCGGCGCUGAUCGCCGGUGUGGUGGUGAUGCGACGGAUUGCGAACGCUGAUUGCGCCAACUUCGAGACUGGAAGCAUCUUCGUCAAUCUGGGACCGUUUGGGUACUAUGGAAGGCAAGGAGGAGACCGGUGGGCGUUGAACUUGAACAAGAACUGCGCGAUGCUCAAGGCGAGCUGGGCGUUGGCGAUUAUCAAUAUUCUCGCUUUCUGCGUUACUUUCGUUCUGGCUCUCCUCGUUCACCGCAAUCACCGCAACGAAGACAAAGUCGUCGUCAAGCGCGAGUAUCACACCUCUCGCCACAGCCAUCGUCGCUCUGCUAGCCGCGAUCACCGCAGCAGUCGUGAUGGAGGACGAAGAAGCACGCAUCGCUCAAGCAGCAGGAGGCAGUAUUACAGCUCUCUCCAGCACCGCCACGUCAACUCUUCGAUAUCGCAUGUGGCUCUAUCCUUGAGAAGUCGCUCAUCCGGUCUGUUCUCUCCAGGCUCCUCCACGUCAAAUUCGCUGCGCUGCAUGGACUUCCCUGACUUUGUCCACGACUGGUGA